AUGUUUGAUCGUAUGAUCUAUACACUGAUCCUCGUAGUAUACCACCGGUUGACCACUUUUGUUGCACAGCUCAUGUUUAUUUGGAACCAAAGUUCGCAGAUUGGAUCCAAAGUUCGGGGUUCAAAGUUUAGUUUCUGUUGCGAAUCUCAUGUUUUUGUUGUCAAGGGGUCAACCCUCCGAGAUUUUUCAAUCUGA
Molecule: messenger RNA, 195 nt
Organism: Stylonychia lemnae
Lineage: Eukaryota; Ciliophora; Spirotrichea; Sporadotrichida; Oxytrichidae
Source: the annotation of a GenBank genome assembly